Cutaneotrichosporon oleaginosum is the source of this 1539-nucleotide messenger RNA. RefSeq lists its product as uncharacterized. The record is from RefSeq and is a predicted model, not a curated record. Gene Ontology annotation, biological process: glycolipid translocation; dolichol-linked oligosaccharide biosynthetic process. Lineage: Eukaryota; Fungi; Basidiomycota; Tremellomycetes; Trichosporonales; Trichosporonaceae. Gene Ontology annotation, cellular component: endoplasmic reticulum membrane.
AUGCCAACAACACGCGCGCAGGUGCGCAACCAUGUCUCCGGAGAAACGCCUCCGCCUAAUACACCCUCCCCCGCCUCGUCGGACGCAUCAGCGCUCGCGACAGGCCGCGCCCUCGUCCUACUCCAGCUUCUCUCGCGCGCGCUAACUUUCGUCUUGAACCAAGGGCUGGUGCGGCACGCGCCGCCGUCCGUCUUCGGCACCGCCGCGAUCCAGUUCGACCUGGUGGCGGCCACGAUCCUCUUCUUGAGCCGUGAGGGCGUGCGCACGGCCGUGCUGCGCACGCGCGCAUCCGUCUCCGUGUGGCCGCUGCGCCUCGGCGUCGCCGUCUCGGCCGCCACGCUGGCGCUGUACCUCGGCACCGCGCCGGCGUCGACGACGCGCCAGCCGUACUUCUACCCCAGCUUGGCGCUGUACGUGCUAGGCGCGCUGGCCGAGCUCGCCGUCGAGCCGCUGUAUGUGCGCGCGACGCGGGGGGAUAUAGCGACCCGCGUCGCGGCCGAGGGCGGGCAGGCGGGCGUGCGCACCGCGCUCUCGUUCGCGCUCCUCGUCGCCCUCCCCCGACUCGGGGAUGCCGAGGGGCGCACCGCCCUCCUCGGGUUGGCGCUCGGGUAUUUUGCCGGCUCGGCGUGGCUUGCAGCACGGUAUAUAUGGGCUUAUGGCGGCACGGGGGCGCUGCGCGGCCUCGUCGUGUCCGAAACGGAGGGGGACACCGAGACGCGCCGCCUCGCGAUCGCGGGCACGCGGCAGAGCGUCGUCAAACACCUCCUCACGGAAGCGGACCGUAUCGCGGUGGGAUACAUCUCCCCGCUGGGCGACCAGGGAGGGUACGCGGUCGCGAUCAACUACGGCUCGUUGGUCGCCCGCAUCCUCUUCCAGCCACUGGAAGAGACGCUGCGCCUACACUGGUCGCGCCGUCUCAGCUCGCGCGCAACCCUCCCGCUCUUGGCCUUCGCCGUGCGCCUCUCCACACACCUCCUCCUCCUCUUGCCCGUCUUCAUCCCGCCCCUCCUCCCGCCCCUCCUCCCUCUCCUCCUCCCGCGGAAAUACGCCGCUACAAACGCGGCCGCGACACUACAAGCCUACCUCACGUUCUACAUCCCGCUGCUGAGCCUCAACGGGAUCCUCGAGGCGUUCCACGCGGCGUCGGCGACGCCCGCGCAGGUCGCGCACCAAGCGUGGGCGAUGGGCGCGAGCAGCGCCGCGUUCGUCCUCGCGCUCUGGCGGAUAUCGGGGGUUGUGUCGCGCGAAGAGGCGCUGGUGUACGCGUCGUGUGUGGGCAUGGGUGUGCGGAUUGCGUAUGCUGCGUCGCAUGCGGUGCGGUAUGCGCGAGCCCGCGAACGCGAGAGCGAAGGCGAGGACGAGGGCCAGCGCCUCCGCCUCCGCCUCCGCAUCCUCCCCCACCCAGCCGUGUUCGCGGCGGUCGGCGCCGCGGGCGCGCUCAUGUGGUCCGCGGCGCGUCUGCACGGAGGGACAAAGGACACGCUCACGCUCCUCGCUGUCGGCGGGGCGUCGGGCAUCGGCGUCCUCGGGAUGAUGUGA